Molecule: messenger RNA, 2338 nt
Organism: Gadus macrocephalus (Pacific cod)
Lineage: Eukaryota; Metazoa; Chordata; Actinopteri; Gadiformes; Gadidae
Gene: arhgef49
Exons: 3
Coding region: 590-2338 (582 amino acids)
Source: RefSeq, a predicted model, not a curated record
UUCCUGGUUUCCAUGCCUACCACAAGGGCUGUUCAGUUCGGAGCAUGCUCAGUUCGCCUUGCCCUCCCCUUGGUAACAAUAGCCAGUGAGGAGUCGGGAGCGCUCACACUCACACUUGCAAUCGCUCUCGUCUCACACACACACACACACACACACACACACACACACACACACACACACACACACACACACACGCGCGCGCGUGCAAACACUCACACACACAUGCACGCACUACUCCGGAGCGCAGUAGGAGAGGGAUGGUGGGAGGAAGGGCAACCUGCCGUUUGUAACCGGGCUCGCGGCGGCUUUACACUCCCUCGCUCACAGAGACACAACCGAGACAGCACACACCACACGUCCUCCACCGAGCUCAGGGCCUCGUCUGUCUGUUUCGGCGUGGAGAAGAACACCACCACACACACACAGACACACACACACACACGCCUGGUGCUCUGAAUGAGCGGGGAUCCGAGCCAGUGAGCUGCGGGUGGAGCGGAGCGGCGGCCCGCGGAGGCCUGAUUAAAAUGGGGCCCAGGAUCUGUCUGCCUUCUGUCUGCGAGCCUAAGGGCGUCUGGCCGAGCCGGCGGCCAUGCCAGAUGUAAAGUCCCCUCCAUCAUGUGACUACCCCCUGGCCUCCUCCGACCCCACAGGCUCCCCCUCCAGGUGCGCCUCCUUCUUCAGCCCGGACAUGGAGGUGGACCCCUGCCUCCCCAGCCGCCCCUUGUCCCCCGGCACCCUGCCCACGUUCCCCCACCACGGGCACGGCCUCCCGCAGUACCCCGUGGGCCUCCAGGGGGCGCCCUUCCCGUUCAUGUCCAGGUGCAACAGCAGCACCCUGCUGAGUAACCUGGGGCUGCGGACCUGCUCCGGCCGGCAUGCGGCCUACGGUGUGGGGCCGCUGCAGGGGCAGGAACCCUACGCCUGUGUCCAGGGCGAUGGCGGCGGCGGCGGCGGCAGGCCCUACCGGAGCAUGGAGAACCUGCACUGGAACAGCGUGGCCGACCCGGGGAUGUACGGGCUCGCCGGCGGCCCCUACAGGAGCAUGGAGAGCGAGUUCGUGUUCCGCUGCACCGAGACGAGCCACUGGUACGACGGGCCCCCGGACGGGGCCGGCAUGGGGGUGUACGGGCUGAUGCCCAGCCCCGAGAGCCUGGCGUUCUACUCCCGGCGAGGCCUGCCCCGGAAGGACCUGGCGCUCUUCCCCCAUUGGCUGUUCCCCGGCGGCGUGGACGAGUGCGACGGCAGGAAGGGCCUGCGGGAGAAGCUCCGCCUCCAGAGCGCUCGGUCGACGGCGGAGCCCUCCAAGCACCUCCCGCUGCGACCUCCGGUGGCCCCCGGGACCCCGACCACACAGGGGCCCCGCGAUCGCCAGGGGACGCCUUACCUCCACCCCGCGGGAGGCGGGGCCAAGCCGCUGGGCGCCGUGCGGCUGACCAGCCCGGAGGAGAUCAAACAGGAAGUGCUGCGGCGCCUGCAGCUGCGGCGGCAGAACAGCAGCCCCAACCUGGCUCUCCACAGCGCCCCCCGGAGCCCGGCCGUGCUCAAGGCCUCCUACACCACGGACAACGUCGUCGCCAGUGGCGACGACGGGGAUGGCGGGGGCGGGCCGGACCGCGCGUCGGAGCGCCGUCGGCUUCCCGCGGGCCGCCUGCACAUCCCCACCUUCGAGGAGUUCAAGAGGAUGAGGAAGAGCGCGGACGGGGAAGGCCCCGCGAACGCAGAGGAGGCGGAGCCCGGCGGGCCGCACUCGCGCGGGAAGACGGACGCCUGUGCGACGUGCGGAUCCGGGAACGCCGGCAGGAUGGAGGGAGACGGCACGGAGGGGGCCGGCGUGGGAGACGGCGGACCAGACAGGACGCGCGGCGGGGAUGCGAUGGCGUCGUGCGACGAGGGCCCGCCCCACGCCGCAGGCCGUUCAGGGGAACCCGCCCAGUGUAGCGGCCCCGCCCACGGGCGCCCCGGCCCCGGGGGGCCCACCACCGCCACGCACUGGUCCUCGCCCAUCCGCACGGGCCCCGCCCCCCGCUCGCCCCUGCAGUCCCUGGCCGGCUCCACGGCUCCGGGGAAGGGGCCCGGGCCCCUGCGCGGACAGGGGGUCCGGAGGAGCAGUCUGGAGGGGGCUGGGGGGAGGGCCGCGCCCCCCAGGGACACCAGGGAGCGGCCGUCCAGCUGCUGCCCCGCGCUGCUGCUGGACGGGACGGAGCUGUCCAACUACGGGGCCAAGAUCUACAAGAUGAAGGACGGGCUGAUCGGCUCGGCGCUGGACCUCAUCAUGAAGAGGUGUGUUGGGGGGCCGGGGGCUGGGGGGGGGCUGGGGGGGUGGCUGAUGGGGGGCUGA